UUUUGUCUUCAACAUACCAAGGAAGAAGAAAACACUUUAUUUUGGGGAAAACACUGACGCAACGCAGUGUGUACCUACGUUGUAAUAACGGGCGAGCAUCGCGUGUUAACAACGGGGAAGUCUCAGAAGUCCUCUUGUUCUGGCAAUAAUAAUAGUAGGUAACGCCCAUAUUCUCUUCAUUUUGUCGCAUAUGUUUUUCUGGUAACCUUUCAAGUCCUGCCACCACCUGCAGGUGUUCACUACGCAUGCGCCCUAUAUAAGUAUUUAAAUAACCCAAGUCAUCUGAUACAACAAAACAUUCUACUGUCAGCCAAUCCACGACUGCAUCGAAAGCUGGCACUGGAGGAGCCCCUGUUUUUGGCCAAAUAUUGCCACUUUGUGAUACUGGGAGUCGAAUUCGCCUAGUUCCUGACCGCACCUAAUUACGCCAUUGAUUGAGAGUCGUAGAGGUUAAGAAGACUGAAGUCGACCAGACGGACAGGAAAAAAAUAAAACAAAGAUGGCUGUGUAGCCAAAGAGACGAGACCCAACCGAGUGUCCGUCCGCAGCCCCACAACACCGACACGUCUAGGGUCCAUUGGACGGUCCGUCGGCACCAGAGCACCGAGGCAGCCUAGCGGGCGAACUGGGCCGCGGUCCCACGGCGGUCCCGUGCGCUGUCAGGGCGAAUAACGGCGUCGAAAACACCUCCGAGUGACGCCUGAGUUGUUUUGUUCUGCCCGGGCCAGGGGAAGGACUGCUGUGUUUUUGUCAACGAGCUAGCCCAUAGUCUGCUAGCACUACUGUAAGUCUUCCUAAUAGUUCUAAUACUUGAGCGUUAUGUGACACUUUAAGACAAGCUUGCGAGUUUUUUUUUUCUACAGACGGCCGGGGUGUUGAUGCAUUUGCGUGUACUGUGAUUAUUGCAACAUCGCCCGCAUUCCUCACUGACAGCCUUGUGCUGUAGCUAGCCUAGCCCAUCGAUGUCAGCUGACCGUUAGCCGCACAGAAUACACGCUAUCAUCUGGGCUAACCUGCUAAUAUUUCGCCCUGAAUUGGGUCGCGACAGGACUUCCACAUAUCUUGACAAUCAACACCAUGUCUUCACUGGAAGAGCGAGACAUGGGAGUCGCGGCCCCGGGCUCCUCCACGUCUGGAUUGGGGGUCGUGGCCGUGGGGGCAGCAUUGGAGGCUGUCGCGGGGGUUGCAGCAAUGCAGGAGGAGGUCGCGAUUCGACGAGACGGGCCCGAAACUGACCCCGACGAGCCACCCAAGAAAAGGGUGAGACUGCCCGAGGGAGAGGCAGGGAAGCUGGAGGAGAGAUUGUACUCUGUUUUGUGCUGCACCGUUUGCCUUGACUUGCCCAAGGCAUCUGUUUACCAGUGCACCAACGGGCACCUGAUGUGUGCUGGCUGUUUCAUUCACCUCCUGGCCGACUCUCGCCUUAAGGAGGAACAAGCCACAUGUCCCAACUGCAGGUGUGAGAUCAGUAAGAACCUGUGCUGCAGGAACCUGGCGGUGGAGAAGGCUGUGAGCGAGCUGCCCGCAGACUGCCCCUUCUGCCUCAAACAGUUCCCCCGCUCCACCCUGGAGAGACACCAGAAGGAGGAGUGUCAAGACAGGUGUGUGUGCCACACGGGUGUGAACUGCCUCACCUGCACACGCCCUUACCUGGUGACACUGUGCAAGUACAAGCGCAUCGGCUGCCCGUGGCAGGGCCCCUUCCACGAGCUCCCCGCCCACGAGGGCGAAUGCUGCCACCCCAACAAGACGGGCGCCGAGCUGAUGGGGGUCCUGGGGGAGAUGGACCAGAGCCACCGCAGAGACAUGCAGCUCUACAACAGCAUCUUCGGCCUGCUCUGCUACGAGAAGAUAGGCUUCACAGAGGUGCAGUUCAGGCCGUACCGGACGGACGACUUCAUCACGCGGCUGUACUACGAGACGCCGCGCUUCACCGUGCUCAACCAGACCUGGGUGCUGAAGGCGCGCGUCAACGACUCGGAGCGCAACCCCAACCUGUCCUGCAAGCGCACGCUGUCCUUCCAGCUGCUCCUCAAGAGCAAGGUGAACUCGCCGCUGGAGUGCUCCUUCCUGCUGCUGAAGGGGCCGUACGACGACGUGCGCAUCAAGCCCGUCAUCCACCACCACGCCUUCAGCAACGACACCAACGAGACCGAGUACGUCCUGCUGCCCAUCUCCGACUCGGUGGAGUGCAACAAGCUGCUGGCCGCCAAGAACAUCAACCUGCGCCUCUUCAUCUUCCAGAUCCAAAAAUAAUGAGGAGGACGAGGAGG
Gadus chalcogrammus (walleye pollock) is the source of this 2273-nucleotide messenger RNA. RefSeq names its product zinc finger TRAF-type containing 1 (gene zftraf1). Lineage: Eukaryota; Metazoa; Chordata; Actinopteri; Gadiformes; Gadidae. Gene Ontology annotation, cellular component: nucleus. The transcript is spliced from 6 exons. The record is from RefSeq and is a predicted model, not a curated record. Gene Ontology annotation, molecular function: zinc ion binding. Bases 1078 to 2256 code for a protein of 392 amino acids.